UUUAGGCCAUUUUUAAAACCCUAUUUAAACCCUAACUUUCCCUUAACUUUGAAACCCUGAUUUUCGUCUCCUCUUUCAAAAUGGAAAUUGAAAGAGAAACCAAUGAAGGCAACUCAAGGAGGAUUCAAGUCCGAUUUAUAACGAAAUUAAAAGCACCAUAUAAAGUUCCGACAACAGCCAUUGCCAUCCCUUCUGACCUCUCUCGUUUAGGCCUUUCCUCCAUUGUUAACAAGCUUCUUCAAGCUGUGGAUUCUGAGUGGAAAACCGAGCCCUUUGAUUUCCUGAUCGAUGGGGAGCUGGUUCGGAUGUCACUUGAGCAGUUUCUUCUUGUCAAAGGCAUUUCUGCGGAGAAAAUUUUGGAAAUUGAAUACAUAAGAGCUGUUGCCCCUCGAAAAGAGGAAGAGCCUUCUCCGCAUGAUGAUUGGGUCAGUGCUGUUGACGGUUCUAGUCCUAGGUUCAUUUUGACUGGUUGCUAUGAUAGUUUGGGAAGGAUAUGGAAACAAGCUGGAUGGUGUACGCAUAUACUAGAAGGACACAGUGGUGCAAUUUCAUCUGUUCGUAUCAUCAACUCAGAAGGGGCAGGAAGUGCAACAGUAGCCACUGCUUCAAAAGAUCGAACUCUGAGACUGUGGAAGUUUGAUGCAGAGGACUCUACUGACCAUCCUGCAAGGAUAAGAGCAUUCAAGAUAUUACGUGGGCAUAAUGCAUCUGUACACAGCAUUGCAGCAAAGACAUCUGGAGACAUGAUUUGCUCAGGUUCUUGGGAUUGUACGAUCAAUUUAUGGCGGACAAAUGACACUGAUACAAAUGGGGACACGGUAUCAAUCAAGAAAAGGAAGGUUAAUAAUAAAAUUGAGGAGUCUCAAUCAGAGGGAGAGGCCGUCUCUACACUUGUGGGCCAUACACAGUGCGUCUCCUCUGUGGUUUGGCCUCAGCACGAUACAAUUUAUUCGGCAUCAUGGGAUCACUCUGUCAGAAAAUGGGAUGUCGAGACAGGCAAAGAUUUGUCUGAUAUAUUCUGUGGCAAGGCCCUCAACUGCAUUGAUAUAGGAGGUGAAGGAUUGGCUCUCAUCGCUGCUGGUGGUUCCGAUCCAGUUCUUAGAAUAUGGGAUCCUCGUAAACCAGGAACAUCGGCACCCACGUUUCAGUUCUCUUCACAUAGUUCUUGGAUUUCAGCUUGCAAGUGGCACAAUACGUCUCCUCUUCAUUUACUUUCUUCAUCUUAUGAUGGGAAAGUAAUGUUGUGGGAUCUAAGAACAGCGUGGCCUGUUUCUAUCAUCGAUACGCACAAAGACAAGGUAUUAUGCGCAGACUGGUGGAAGGGUGACUGCGUGGUGAGCGGUGGGGUGGACACUCAGCUCCGAAUUUCUUCGGACAUCUCUAUCCAUUGAGAAGAAAGAACAUGUUUGGAGCCGAGAAGGGAGCUGGUGAAAUUGGUAUCAAGUGAGGGGUUUAGGCAUUAAAGAAUGGUUGUGAUUGUCUGAAAUGUCUAUCAAUUUUGUUCAGGAUAUGUAAACAAGCCAUCAUUUCCUUCAAGUGUUAUAUAACUUAUAGGAUUAUGUUCUAUUUGUGUUCAAUUCUCUUUUAUUUGGAUAUAAGGUCAAAACUUAUGUUACUCGAAUUCGAAUAUGGGUGUGUGUCUGAUAUUGAUAUGUUUACCGGCUCGGUUUAGGUUCGAAUAGCAAAAAGACUUGUUCGGACCUGAUCCUGGUUUGUUAA
This is a messenger RNA of Gossypium raimondii (Peruvian cotton), 1719 nucleotides long. RefSeq names its product ribosome biogenesis protein WDR12 homolog. Lineage: Eukaryota; Viridiplantae; Streptophyta; Magnoliopsida; Malvales; Malvaceae. The transcript is spliced from 14 exons. Gene Ontology annotation, molecular function: protein binding. Gene Ontology annotation, biological process: ribosome biogenesis. Gene Ontology annotation, cellular component: preribosome, large subunit precursor. The record is from RefSeq and is a predicted model, not a curated record. Bases 81 to 1391 code for a protein of 436 amino acids.